GCGAGCGCAGAGCAGCCGCCGCCGCGGGCAGCGGGAGCAGCAAGCGGCCGGGGGCCGGCGGGCAGCGGGGGCCGCCUACCUCUCGCCGCUCCGGGUCGGUCGCCCGCUUCGGUGGGUUACCCGACCCGGUUGCCCACCCGCUUUGCCCCGGCCAUGGGCAGCCCUUAAGUCCCGCAGCCACCAGCACUCAGCGCCGCCCGAUCAAAAAUGACUGUCAAAGCUGGAAAGAUGCCGUGCAGCACUCCCAACGUUUAUACUAAAGUGCCUGAUGGAGGAUGGGGUUGGACAGUUGCUUUUGCUUUCUUCUUUGUGGAAGCUCUGACCUAUGGCAUCUUAAAAUCGUUUGGGGUCUUCUUCAAGGACCUGAUGGAAAGCUUUGAUGAAACCAACAGCAGGAUCUCCUGGAUAAUAUCCAUAUGUGUGUUUGUGCAGACCUUCACAGCUCCUCUGUCAACAGUGCUCAGCAAUCGCUUUGGUCACCGCUUGGUGGUGAUGGCCGGAGGGGUGCUGAUCAGCACCGGCAUGGUCAUCGCCUCCUUUGCCCGCAGCGUGGUGGACAUGUAUGUCACCAUCGGCCUCAUCUCUGGCCUUGGGUACUGCCUCUCUUUCCUCCCGACUGUCACCAUUCUGUCACAGUAUUUUGACAAAAGACGUUCGCUGGUCACAGCAGUGGCAUCUACAGGGGAAUGUUUUGCUGUCUUCUCCUUUGCACCAGCAAUUACAGCUUUGAAGGAGCAGAUUGGCUGGAGGUACAGCCUGCUUGCUGUCGGGGUGUUACAGCUAAGCAUCGUCGUCUGCGGAUCGCUGCUGCGGCCCAUCGUCAUCAAAGAGGAAGAGGCAGCCAAAGCUCAGCCUCGGGAGGAGCCCACGGAGACCAAGUACAUGCUUGAAAACGAGCAAACACGCACCUCAAUCGAGUCCAUCGACUCAGGAGUAGAAAUAACUACCUCACCCAGCAACGUGCCUGGAAAAACCAAAGCGGAGCCCAAAAGCGAAGAACCAAAGGAACACGUACAGAUGCUUGUUGAAACUGACAGCAGCCCUGCGGAACCAAAAACCAAGCUCCUGGACUUCUCUGUGAUGAAAGACUGUAGUUUUAUCUGUUAUGCAUUCUUUGGCCUGUUUGCUACCCUGGGCUUCUUCGCUCCUUCCCUUUACAUCAUUCCCUUGAGCCUCAGCCUCGGCAUCAGCAAAGACCACUCUGCCUACAUCCUGUCGGCCAUGGCGAUCGCGGAGGUCUUCGGCAGGGUUUCUGCCGGUUGGGUGCUCAACAAGCAGCCCAUCCGCAAGAUCUACAUCGAGCUCAUCUGUGUCAUUCUGCUCUCUGUAGCGUUGGUUGCCUUCCCUUUUGCCUCUGAGUUCUGGGGCUUGAUGACAUGUAGCAUAUUUUUUGGGUUCAUGCUCGGGACGGUAGCGGGCACACACAUCCCCCUCCUGGCAGAAGAUGAUGUGGUUGGCAUUGAGAAGAUGUCUUCUGCUGCUGGAGUCUAUGUCUUCAUUCAAAGCUUAGCUGGCUUGGCAGGACCACCCCUUGCAGGUGUCUUAGUGGAUACAACACAGAAGUACAGCUCAGCCUUCUACUCCUGUGCUGCUGGCAUGGUCCUGGGUGCUGUGUUCCUGUCCCUGGUGAGACCCUGCAAGGUUGGGCUGUGCCAGUGGCGGCAGCAGCAGAGCACAGAGGAGAGCGCGGCGGCGGCGGCGGCUGUGGCGGUACCAGACUUACCAGAUGACUUUAUUGACAUGGAUAUUGGGAAAGGAGAAAAUUCAGGAAAAGCCUCUGACAGUGCCCCAUAAAAAGCCUGCCCCUCCUCCUCCACCACCUAACAUACAUCAGCUCUGCUCCACGUUUUAAACCCACCAUUCCGAAGGGAAUGUGAAAGCUGAAAUGUGAACAGUUGCCACCAACAACUUCUCUUCCUUUUGGUUAUUAAUGCUAGAAAGAACUUUCUCUUUUUGCAAACCAACAAUGGAAAGCUCCAUAGAACAUACAGAUAGCCCCACAAGAAUAACAUCUGUCUAGCAUGAAGAUGUGAUGCACACUCCUGCUAUGCUGAUAACGACCAUAGGUAAAGGUUCAACCUAUCCCAGAAGAAGAACUGACAGCACCAACAGCAGAGGCAGCUCAGUCUCUGACUGCCCUCACCCAUCCCCUACCACAAAUUCCACUCAGCCAAGAAACUGAUGACACAAAAAGUGGACAUGAGCAUUUCCUACACCACCAGUAGCCAACUGAACCUUUCUUCAGGAAGAACAUGGACUUGUGUGUUGGAUUGGAGGAGGAGGCUAGGCUAAGUAGCUGACUUUUUAAACCAUUGCUCAUUUUCUUCUACUUAACUUGAAUGUCACAAGUGCUGGGAAAUUGGAGGCUCCACCUGUCUUUUAUGGCCAGUUAUUAACUGCACGUGUUCUAGAAAGAUCAUUUUUCUUCUCCUGAUUUGGUAAUGCUUAGAACUGGUUCUCUCUCAAUAGAUCUGAUGUACUGUUCCCUAAUUUAACUAGUAUUUAUUAAUUUAUUCUUGAGCUUGGUAAAGGAGGUUAGCUUCAAAGAACCGGAGAGGAAAAAUCAUCUUUGGCCUAAAGGGAAAGCUGACUUUUCACAAUCAAUCUCUCUACCACCUAUCUUGUAUUGCUAGCUUGUGAAAUUGUUGGGAAACUUUAACUCUUACAGCAUAGAGUGUAGCUGUUUUUUAAUAGGUAGGUCUUAGGUAACCCCAAUUGUUUUAGUUUUAAAAGGGGGGGGGGGGAAAUCCCCACCCCAACCCAUCACCAACCCAAACUAUAAACUGCAUAAAGCCUCAGCUGCUGUCAGUAGAUCUAACUCUACUGCCACCAGAGUAGAUCUAGCUCUGGUCAAAACCAGCCCACCCUACAGGGAGGAUUUGGCCCAGUAUGUCUUAAUGUACCCAACCCCUUUUAUUUCUUCAACCAGGUGCACAAGGAAAUCUUUGCCACAUCACCAAGUGAAUGUGGGACCUCACCACGUUACCCAGCCCUUCGCACUCUGCUCCCUCUAGCUGCCAGCUCUGGGGGGCUCAGGGUGGCUGCUCAGAGCUGUAGCCCCUUCCCUGGCUCUUCUUGCUCCUCCAAAGUCAGCAGGAAGGUUUUGUUGCUUUCUUUUUUUUUGCUGCUGACUUGGGUGAACUUGGAGCCUGUGGCACAGGGUUGAAGGCAGGAAGGGAAUAAAAGACAUGGUACUGGCUGUUCAUCUAGUCCUAACAGGAGCAAUUCCUUCCUCAUAGGUGACACAAGCUUGCUUACCCCACCUAUAUGCAUCUUAACGCCUCUAGGCAACUCAGGGGGACAACUAACAAGUCUGUUAUGGUUUGGGGAAGGGGAGGAAGGGGUUAAAAAAAAAAGGCAAGAAACCCCAAAUCCCAAACCAACAUUUCUGUGUGUUUAAGUGGAAGUGGCAUCAUGCAUUAACUGCUACGCUGACCUGUCUGUAUUUUUACCAGCCAUAGAAACGUGGGACAAUCUGAAAACAACCUCUUUUCAGGGGAGAGGGAAGGGGGAGGGGAAGGUGCUUGAUUUGUUUUGUCUGUCUUUUAGAUGUUCAAAAAAAAGAGAAAAUAAUACUUAAAAAAAAAAAAGAAAAAGAAUAAAAAGAAGAUAAAAAAAAAAGGAAAGAAACAGGCACUCUUGCAACCAAGUGGCUAGAGCAAUUCAUCCUCACUGCCCAAGACCUCUCGGGUCUUGUGUCCUUCCUCUGCCUCAGCACUUUAAUCACAGCCAGCAGAACCUCGCUGCGUUGCACCCAGGACUGGAAGAAGCCCUUAUAGACAGGGAGGAGAGUUUUGGUGACUCUCCAGUGAGUGAAAUGAACAAAACUGAUGAUGAUGAUGAUGAUGUUGCAUUGAGAUGUGCUUUUUUUUCUCCUUUUUUUUUUAAUUUAUUGUUUAAUUUAUGAAUACCUUCAAGCAUUGUUCUGUUCUCUGGUAAAUGUUCUGUAGAGUCGUUGGAUGAGUUGAAGUCUUUUUUUUUUUUGUUGAUUACCAGACCUCACUACAGCACUUUGCUAUUACAACUCUUGCUUGGAAGUGGAAUUUGAAGACCUCCAGGUUUUACAUGUGUAUGUGUGUGUGUGUGUGUGUGUGUAAGCUUCCCUGUUCUGCAGGUUCCCGAGGUUCUACUGUAACUUUUAACCUUUUCUUUUGUUGGGGUUUGUUUUUUUGGCAACAAUUUCCAAUACAGAUCAAAUAAUAAUGUUUGUCACUGACCUCACCCCUGACGUUUCUGUUCCUGUCUGUAGCAGCAGGAGCAGGGGAGCGAAUGAGUUGUGUGUGUGUUGCGGGCGCAGAAGACCCAGAAGCAGGCUUUAAAACGUGUUCAAAGCAGGACUUAACUGAUCUGUUUGUAAUGUACCUAAUGGACUCUGGAAAUCCUCUAAACCACUGAGUUUUGCAAUAAACUUUUUUUUUUUUCCUA
This is a messenger RNA of Pogoniulus pusillus (Red-fronted tinkerbird), 4425 nucleotides long. It is a transcript of the gene SLC16A6, whose product is annotated as solute carrier family 16 member 6. NCBI's taxonomy places the organism in Eukaryota, Metazoa, Chordata, Aves, Piciformes, Lybiidae. Gene Ontology annotation, biological process: monocarboxylic acid transport; transmembrane transport. Gene Ontology annotation, cellular component: plasma membrane. The record is from RefSeq and is a predicted model, not a curated record. Gene Ontology annotation, molecular function: monocarboxylic acid transmembrane transporter activity. The coding region runs from base 208 to 1794 and encodes 528 amino acids. The transcript is spliced from 6 exons.